This is a messenger RNA of Dunckerocampus dactyliophorus (ringed pipefish), 5594 nucleotides long. It is a transcript of the gene ttbk1a, whose product is annotated as tau tubulin kinase 1a. The transcript is spliced from 16 exons. Bases 1557 to 5357 code for a protein of 1266 amino acids. NCBI's taxonomy places the organism in Eukaryota, Metazoa, Chordata, Actinopteri, Syngnathiformes, Syngnathidae. The record is from RefSeq and is a predicted model, not a curated record. Gene Ontology annotation, cellular component: nucleus; cytoplasm. Gene Ontology annotation, molecular function: ATP binding; protein serine/threonine kinase activity. Gene Ontology annotation, biological process: peptidyl-tyrosine phosphorylation; signal transduction; peptidyl-serine phosphorylation.
ACGGUGCUCGUGCGUGUGUCUCCCAAUUCAGCGUCAGUCGGGUCGUCAGUGUUGCUGCUGUUAAACUGGACCGGACCGGGCGGUGUCAGUGGAGCGAUGUUUCAUUAAUGACCCGGGUUAGUCCGGGCCAGAUUUAUUGAGGAGCUGGAUGUGAAGUUGCGCAUGCGCACUUCGGCCGCAUGACUGUGCAGCGCAGAUGUUUUCACGUUAAAUAUUUAUUUGAAAAUAUUCCCAUUAGUCAGCAGCGAAACACAAUGUCAGUGUGCUUUCUGAUCUACUGUUAUUCAAAAGUCAACACUUAAGGAUGUGAAUUUUAUGUUUUUAUCUCAAACGUUAAAAAACACCGAGCCAACAGAGCUAACAAAGCUAAUCGAAAUAACAGCACCAUGACAGCUGAUAUUACAUCAGUUUAUAAAGAAAGCUAAUACAGAAACACGCUACACAAGUGAAACUUAUUUAGUGGAACAUGUCAACUUUUAGCUAUUGAGAUUUGGUGGCAUUGACAUGACAAACAAGGCUAGUUGGCUUGAGUUGUUGAUAGCUGCUAAUUAAAUCCUAGACUAAUGAUGUGGGUCAAAGAAACAAAGAUGGCAGAUGUUUCUGUGCAACUGCAUUGAUACUGUAUUAUGAUGAUGACCAAUGAGAGACAUGGUAGUGACGCUCCAGAUGACCUUUUUGGUCUGUCCCCUGUAAUGUCACCGCGUGGGCGGGCCUCUGGUUCUAUGCGGUCCUGUUAACUGUGCCGUCUGUUUUGGAUCAUAGGGUGUCUGAGGAUUUGUUGUAAGCUGUCAGGUUUUCCGGGAGCUCAGAACUAUGGUGAGCUGCGAAUGAUGUCAGCAGGAAUUACCAGGAAUGACGCUAACUGGCUUCUGGCAGAGCACGUCCAUCCCCCUCCCCUCCUCUGCCCCCUGUAGGUUCAAGUGUCAAGUGUCAAGACCACAGAGUUCCUCAAUGUGCAUCAUUUGACAUCGCCAUGCUGAGACAAGCUAAAUGUUGAUGCUAAUGCUAAAAGCUAGGCUAUGGUCUUACUCUUCUGUAUUUCUUGUUGCAUAUGUUACGUAUAUAUUAUAUAUUAUCUUUCUAGUCAUGGGGCUUUUAUGAUGUAAACAAAAUUAUCCUGACUCGCCUGCAUCAUCAUUUUUUUAAGAGGGAAACUCUGUGGUCCCACCCUUCUGCGAUAAUUGGUCGAUGUGUCUCGCGGCUGCAGAGAAGCCCCUCCCCUCUCCAUCAGAGUUGCUCUGAUUGGACGCUGUGCAUGCACGUGACACUGCAUGCACAUCAGCAUGCUUGACGGCCACUUUUCUCCUGUGGGGGGCACUAAAGUGUUUAGAGAAACAGUUUAGCGCCCCCAUCAGGAGUAUGAAGAAGAUGUGUCCGGUGCAACAUUCCACAACAUUCCUUGAUGGAAUUAUGGAAUCAAAGUCUUUGGCCCGAGCCAGCUGAUAUAGGCUCCUCUCCCUUCUUCACAUGUGAUGGAUAUUUGCUGCCAAUACCAUCGCACGCCACCCCCACCCCCCAGCCACGCCUCCCAGCCCGUAGCCUGAUGCUGCUGACGAAUGGCUUGUAAUGGCGGCGUUCUGUUACAACGUCUCAGAACUCAGAUAAAUGGCUCGUUCAAGCUGGGAGCUGCUCGUGUUCUGUCUGGCUGGCAGAUGCAGUGCCUAGGCCCCGCCAACCAGGACAACGCCAACAUGAACGGGACAUCUGAGCAGGCCGAUAUCCUGCCGCCAAACUGCAUGGUCAAAGACCGCUGGAAAGUGCUGAAGAAGAUUGGCGGCGGCGGCUUCGGUGAGAUCUAUGAGGCUUUGGACCUGCUAACGAGAGAGAACGUGGCGCUGAAGGUGGAGUCGGCCCAGCAGCCCAAACAAGUUCUAAAGAUGGAGGUGGCUGUGCUGAAGAAGCUGCAGGGUAAAAACCACGUGUGUAAGUUCAUCGGCUGUGGGAGAAACGACAAAUUCAACUAUGUGGUCAUGCAGCUUCAGGGUCGUAACCUGGCUGACCUUCGGCGGAGUCAGCCUCGAGGGACCUUCACCAUGAGCACUACGCUGAGACUGGGCAAGCAGAUCCUGGAGUCUAUUGAGGCCAUCCACUCAGUGGGCUUCCUGCACCGUGACAUCAAACCUUCGAACUUUGCAAUGGGCCGACUCCCAUCCACGUACAGGAAGUGCUACAUGCUAGACUUUGGUCUGGCCCGACAGUACACCAACACCACAGGGGAGGUCCGACCGCCGAGGACGGUAGCAGGCUUCAGAGGGACAGUGCGCUAUGCUUCGGUUAAUGCUCAUAAAAACAAGGAGAUGGGUCGCCAUGAUGACUUGUGGUCACUCUUCUACAUGCUAGUGGAGUUUGCUGUUGGACAGUUGCCAUGGCGAAAGAUCAAAGACAAGGAACAAGUGGGUCAAAUUAAAGAGCGUUACGACCAUCGCAUGUUGCUCAAACACAUGCCGUCUGAGUUCAAUGUGUUCCUGGACCACGUCCUGACGCUGGACUACUACACCAAACCGGACUACCAGCUGCUGAUGUCGGUGUUUGAGAACAGCAUGAAGGAGCGAAUUAUCACGGAGAACGAGCCUUUUGACUGGGAGAAGGCAGGAAGUGAUGUUACCAUGUCCACCAGCGCCUCUACUCAACCACAGCACAACACACGGCCCACCGCCGCCAUGGUCGGCGCCAUCGUGACGCCAGUCCCUGGAGACCCCCAGCGUGAGAACACAGAUGACGUCCUGCAGGACGAGCACCUCAGCGACCAGGAGAACGCCCCGCCAGCGCCGUCCGGCCGCACCCCCGGGGAGUCUGGAGUCCAACCUGGCGGCGAACCCGGCGAGGCUUGGGAUGACACCGACUUCAACCGCAACAGACUCAGAAUCAGCCUGAACAAGGGGGCUCAGGAGGAGGAGGCGGGCCGCGCCGCAUGUCCCGUGUCACCACUUCGUAGCGGAGCUCCUGACUCGCCCACGGGUCAGGGGCGGUCCUUACGGUACCGCAGAGUCAACAGUCCCGAGUCUGACCGCUUGUCAGCCGCUGAAGGCCGCGCUGACGCCUAUGGACAGAGGUCCAGGAUGGACAUGCUGGGCUCGCCGUCUCGUCAUGUGUACUCCUCUCAGCCAGCGCAGAUGCUGUCGGUGGACCCCGGUUGCCGUGGCGAUCGCCAGGCGAGUGGCAGGCAGGAAGUGUCAGCAGCAUCGGUGGACCAGGAGGCACACAGUAACGCCUUCAUCCGCUCUGUGCCACUGGCCGAAGAGGAGGACUUUGACAGCAAGGAGUGGGUGAUCAUCGACAAGGAGGCGGAGCUACGUGAUUUCCAGCCAACCACCUCGGGAACUACGGACGAGGAGCCUGAGGAGCUCCGCCCUUUGGAGGAGCAGGAGGAGCGCAGGAAGCUCCGGGCCGCAGGCGGUGAGCUGGUGGUCCGCCCCAAAACGCAUGCCAGGGAUGAGGAGGCAUCGCGGCGGAGCGGAGGAAGCCCCGCCCACUCCCCGUGUCACUCGCUGCCCUCAGGACGCCCCCGUCGCAGAGAGUCCGAGCCCCUUGGACCUCAGAGAGUGGUGUCGUUGCCCCCAGAACGGAGCGACCCCUCGCCGCCAUCGCCGGACUACCGCACCAAGGCUGAGAGCGACGAGCGGGAGCAUGUCCACAUCCUCCCGAAGCUGCAGGCCAAGCGGGCUGACUUCCUGACCGUCAUGCUGACAGGGACUUUGCCUCAACGCCGCAGCUUCACCACUUGCGAGGACGAGGACAAUGUCCCGGAAACCCCAGGGCCAAAAGACGACGACGUGACCAAGAGCGAGUCAGACAGUGAGGCCAGUCCAAAGAGUUCUGAGCGGAGCCAGGAUGCCGCUCCCUCGACGCUCAUGGCCGAGGACCAGAGGGGAUCCAGGGGACACGUCUCGGCAGCUGAUGCUGACCCGGACCUGGAGGACGCGUCCAAAACCCUGGUCCUCUUUUCACCCGGAGACACUCGAAAGUCCCCGUCUGGUGGAGACCAGGUUCUGGAAGGCGAGUUGGCCACGCCUUCUGGUCCAACCACCCGCCAAGACCGCCUCCUCUUUGGAGACGGCAUCAAUGUGGAAACCUCAGAGACGGGCCGGUUGUCUCCGGCUUUCAGAGCGGACAUGAGGUCCUCUCCACCCAUCGCCCCUGCAUCACCCCCAUUUACCAAAGUAGAGCGCACUUUUGUCCAUAUUGCAGAGACGUCCCACCUUAACGUCAUGUCUUCCAACGGUCACGCUAUCCGGGAGACAGAGCGGGACGUCCUAGACGGAGACACCCACGGAUCAGGAGGGGCGCCAGAGAUACUCCACCCUCUGCUGGAGUCGACUUUAGACAAAACCCUCCACACUGAGAACAGUCCUGCUGUCCUACCUCAGUCUUUGGAGCCCGUCCCAGAAGCCAUUUCACCAGAGCCUCCAGAACAGAAACCAGCAUGGUCCAAUGAGGAGGCAUCAAAGGUCCACAAAUCUGACUCUGAACCUCCAGCAGCAAUCAAGCCCAGAAUCAAGAGCAGAAUUCCUGUGCUCAUCUCAGAAGAAGACUCAGAGCAGUCGUCCUCCAUUUCUACACGGGCUCGCCUUCAGCGACAAGCCAGACAGCAGGACUUGGCCCGCGUCCUGGUACAGAGGCAGCAGGGUCGUUGGAUGAGGAGGAGAAUCUUGUCCGGGACCUCGUCUUCGUUGUCCUCUGGAGAUGACGAGCGUCGCAGGGCCUCAGAAACUCUGUCCACCGCCGGCUCAGAGGAGGACACUCACACCUCGGACGAGUUGAGGAGGAGCUCCAAUCUCAAGCCGGCAGAGGAGCAGGACUCCACCAUGUCCAGAAGUCGGAUCCCCAGGCCCGUCACGCCUGUCAAAAGACCUCCAGGGAAGCUUGUCGCCGUUCCCUCUCCUCUCGCCUUGUCUGAGAUGACUGAAACCAAAGGAGCAACGUCAGCGUCAUCACAUUCCAGGAACCACAAGACUGGACCCAGCUUUGUCAGCAGUCAACGCAAGUCCACACCUGUCACAUCCAGAUCCUCGUGCUCAUAUCCUCGUCCGGCCAGUGUCCCAGUCCACUCCGGCAGUCCUCGGAUGCCCCUCCGAGUCCUCUUUGGAACCCGUCGCAGCCUUAGCUCCACCCACUGCAGGACCGACAGCCCCUCUCCCCAGAGAGCAGGUCCGUCCAGACCGCUGCUCUCUGUCCGAGCCCCAACAGCCCCCGUUCUACCACCCAGGAACACCACGGCCAUGCGGCGCAGCGCUUCACAGGAAGCAGCCGCCCAGUCGCAAUCGGGCCCCGCUGCCACCGCCAGAUCCCGGUCCAAAGCAGCCAGUGUGGCCAAAGGGAAACCAAUCAGCAGGGACAAGGUGGCACCCGCUAGAUAAUACAAAGACACUCCGCGACAAGCUCUGCUUCAGUUCUUUUACAACUUCCUGUACCUUCUUCACGGGCUUCCAGUGUGGGGGUCUGAGACUUUGCCCCCUGCUUGGAUCACGCUGCAUGGACCACUACCAAGAAGAUAGACCGUGUUCUUGCUGAGCAUGCUUCAGUCAUCAUCAGCGUCUUUUCUUACGCAUGACACAAACAGGGUCUGCCACAUCAGUAAAGUCUCGGUCAUGUGA